Maudiozyma saulgeensis is the source of this 1164-nucleotide messenger RNA. Lineage: Eukaryota; Fungi; Ascomycota; Saccharomycetes; Saccharomycetales; Saccharomycetaceae. The record is from the annotation of a GenBank genome assembly.
AUGACUUUCGAUUUACAAAAAAUAGUAAGACCAAAAAUUUAUAAUUUAGAACCAUAUCGUUGUGCAAGAGAUGAUUUCACAGAUGGUAUCUUAUUAGAUGCAAACGAAAAUGCUCAUGGUCCAACUCCAAAAGAAUUACAAAAGGAUUCUCAAUUACAUAGAUAUCCUGACCCACAUCAAUUAGAAUUUAAAGAAGCAAUGGCACAAUAUCGUAAUAAAACUUCCUCAUUUAAAGAUGAUACUAAUUUAAUCCCAUUAAAUGCUAAUAAUCUAUGUCUUGGUGUUGGUUCUGAUGAAAGUAUUGACGCUAUUAUUAGAGCUACCUGUGUUCCAGCUAAAGAAAAAAUUUUAGUUCUACCACCAACUUAUUCAAUGUAUUCUGUUUGUGCUAAUAUAAAUGAUAUCGAAGUUGUUCAAUGUCCUUUAGUUGUCGAUGAUAAUAGUUUCCAAGUAGAUACCGAACGUGUUUUAACUAUAUUAAAAUCAGAUCCUUUAAUUAAAUUAUGUUUUAUAACUUCUCCAGGUAAUCCAACAGGUGUUAAAAUUGAUACUGAUAAAAUUAUAGAAAUUUUAUCAAAUUGGGAUAAUGGUUUAGUUGUUGUCGAUGAAGCUUAUAUCGAUUUCUGUGGUGGUUCUACUGCUCCAUUAGUUACUAAAUAUCCAAAUUUAGUUACUUUACAAACAUUAUCUAAAUCAUUUGGUUUAGCUGGUAUUAGAUUAGGGAUGACAUAUGCAUCGAAUGAAUUAUCUAGAAUCUUAAAUGCUAUGAAAGCACCAUACAAUAUUUCUCGUAUGGCUGCUUCUUAUGCUUUAACAGCAGUACAACAUCACAACUUACAAUUAAUGGAACAAACUACUGAAAAAAUGAAUAUUGAACAAAGACGUUUAUUAAAAGAAUUAACUGCAUUGAAUGGCGUCGAUGAUCAAUAUGUAGGUGGUCUAGAUGCUAAUUUCAUCCUAUUAAGAAUUAAUGGAGGAGAUAACAUAAUGGCUAAACAAUUAUAUUACAAUUUAGCUACCAUCUCUGGUGUUGUUGUUAGAUUCAGAGGUACCGAAUUAGGUUGUACUGGUUGUUUAAGAGUCACUGUAGGUACAGAAGAAGAGAAUAAUAGAUUGAUUACAGAAUUUAAAAAGACUUUGGCUGAAUUAAUGGCAAAUAAAUAA